Lindgomyces ingoldianus is the source of this 1753-nucleotide messenger RNA. RefSeq lists its product as uncharacterized. The record is from RefSeq and is a predicted model, not a curated record. The coding region runs from base 179 to 1753 and encodes 524 amino acids. The transcript has 19 exons. Lineage: Eukaryota; Fungi; Ascomycota; Dothideomycetes; Pleosporales; Lindgomycetaceae.
GGAGGGUACGUUUUUCCAAUCUGUGGACACAUUUGGGCGCAACAUUUUGGCUCCCGGCCACGCGGAGAUACCACUGAAUCAACUCGAUCGCGUUGUAUGUAUUCUUGUAUACGCUACGGGACUGCAACUGUUGCGACUGUUGCGACCGUCACUUGUUUCACCUUGGAGCUACCACGAGAUGGAUGUCUGUGACCCGUUUUCCGUCCGCCUUGGUGUUUGGUUCGUACUACACGAAUGUGGUUGGCGGUUCGGGAGAAGCAAACGCACUAGAAUCUCUGCGCCCCCACAACCCAUCUCACAACAUUAUUGGUCCUCCCCAACAAUAUUCUCCGUCAAAUUCGACCUGGUUUUAGCAAAAUCCUUCGUAGAUGCGUUACGCCACUCCAACCUCAACUGUCACGGCCCCUUCACCAUAUUCGAUCCAGACACAUCAAAACAACACACCAUAAUCACCAAUGCCAUCUUGCUCCGAGAUGCGGCCACAAAUGAUGCCGUGCCUUGCUGUCCUUCUCGUGGAGUCGCGUUGACGGAUGAGUAUAAAGUGGAGCUGAGAUGCCUACAUUCUAUAUCAGCAGCCUUCAGGUCGUCUUUCCGCCUAAAUCGAGGUCCAAACUCUCUGCUCAGCCGCGAUCUGGAACAAGCCUUUCAACAUGACACGCUUACUCCAUUUCUUCAUCUCAUGGUUCCUCACAACCGUCAUAGUCGCAGCCCCUGCCGAAGCACCGCUGGAAGCACCAUACAGCGAGACCUCAGCACUGUCGCCAUCGCCAAGAUCCAUCCAAAGCAAGCUGGAUUGCGAGAAAGCUGGUGUACCUCCAUAGGUGUACAUAUGCAAAGACGUAAACUGGACUGGUGGUUGCAAGCAUUACUUCGAAUGUCUGGGCGCAUUGGCCCUGAUCCAGGCCUUAAAUGCUUGUUUUUUCGGUACUUCUUUUCCCCGCUCUCGCCUAACGCUAGAAACGCUUUCUGCGACGAUCUUUUCGAUGGCAGCCUCGAGCUCAAGUUAGGAGUUAUCUUUGUUUUAAGGACGACUAGUGGACUUCUCCUCUCAUUUAAGGCCUGGGGAUCCAAUAGCAGGAAAGGUAGAAGAAGAUGGGAGGGAAGAACGGAGGUAAAGAUGGAGCUCAGGGUGAACAAUAAUCGGUUUGAUAAAAUAUCUACUGACCGCCGCGGCGCUUCAUCCAUAAAGUCCAGCCCUCAUACUUGUUCCAGAAUUCAGCCGUUGAGUGGGUGGCGUCGGGUUCGAAUAUAUCGUCAUUCCGGAAGUGAACUUUGUUCCGAGUCGUUCGCCCUUCUCCCGGUAUUCCAGAUGCCGUUCCGUCGCAUCUAUCGAGAUGCCACACAACUCUCCUUCCUAAUCGAAAGCCACUCGAAACGUUGGCAAGACGCAAGAACCCAGCUCUCCUUUCUAAUUAGAUACCAGGGAGCGCCCGUUCGCCUGCGCCUAGCAGGAGACAGUAGGGAAGCUCUCCAUCUGGUUAAACAAAGGGCAAGCACUGAGCUGUAUUCCAAGUUAAUAUUCCGUAAGAUGUAUUUGCUCUCCUUCCAUUUAGAGUACCGUAAGAUGCACGAAUUCCUACCAUCCAGAGAAGCUAGCAACAGGCAGAAAGACGACUUUGCAUCCUGUCAAUUGCAUGAUCAUAACCAGGACUGCCCUUGUGAACAUAGCAUGAAGCUAGGUAUUAGGGACCUCACUUUCCUGAUAAUGUACCGAAAGGUGCGACAGUAUGAACAGGUGAAGUCACCCACAUAA